Cryptotermes secundus is the source of this 2608-nucleotide messenger RNA. It is a transcript of the gene P5CDh1, whose product is annotated as delta-1-pyrroline-5-carboxylate dehydrogenase, mitochondrial. The coding region runs from base 508 to 1959 and encodes 483 amino acids. The transcript is spliced from 11 exons. Gene Ontology annotation, cellular component: mitochondrial matrix. Lineage: Eukaryota; Metazoa; Arthropoda; Insecta; Blattodea; Kalotermitidae. Gene Ontology annotation, molecular function: L-glutamate gamma-semialdehyde dehydrogenase (NAD+) activity. The record is from RefSeq and is a predicted model, not a curated record.
CACAUCAAACCACAUGCUUUCUGAUUCAUCAUUCAGUGGUCUCAAAGUGCCUCAUACACAUUGAUAUGAGUGGCAACAUCAUCUGUUGCCAUACAUCUUGUGAGACAUAUACAUAUCUGUGUAGGGCACACACAUGCUGAUAAAGAAUGACACAGUGAAGCCAUGAGUAGCUAGCGCAUUCCAUCACAAUUCUAUAUCAAUAAUAGAAGUGUACCUGUCUCGCAAGAAUUUCUGGAUUUAUACCUCUUAAAUUAUCUGAAUGCGCAUUCAUAGUGCUUUGAGUCUGACAGCAUGUUUGAAAAAGAAGAGGGAACCGAAAGUAUGUUGCAUUUACUAUGAUCAAGACUGAAAAGAAAAUAGUGCCAUGAAGGAUGGUCUUACCUGAACGGGAGCAGGGAACGUAAAGAAUUGGUGGCAGCAUUGCAAGAAACUGCUGCUACUUGUGAGGAUGUGCCCAUUGUUAUCGGAGAUGAAGAAAUUCGAACAAAUGAUGUCAGAUAUCAAGUUAUGCCUCACAGUCAUCAGAAGAAAAUAGCUAAAUUCUACUAUGCUACAUCGGAUAUUGUGCAAAGAGCAAUAGAAGUGGCCACUGCAGCCCAGGCAACAUGGGAUCGGGUUCCUCUGGAGCAAAGGCUGCAGAUUUGGCAUCGGGCUGCUGAUCUGAUGGCAAACAAGUACCGAAUGAAACUGAAUGCGACAACUAUGCUGGGCCAAGCAAAGACAGCAAUUCAGGCAGAAAUUGAUUCAGCAGCUGAACUAAUAGAUUUCUUCAGGUUUAAUGCAUAUUCUGCAAAGGAGAUAACUAAAUACCAACCAAUUAGUGAGGAACCGUCAGUAACAUUGAACUCCAUGAGAUACCGAGGGAUUGGUGGUUUCAUUGCUGCAGUGUCACCAUUUAAUUUCACAGCUAUUGGUGGCAACUUAGCCUACACACCAGCUCUUAUGGGCAAUGGCGUAUUAUGGAAACCCUCAGAUUCAGCAUUACUUUCCAAUUAUACUGUCUUUAAGAUUGUUCGUGAAGCAGGAUUGCCACCAGGUGUGGUAAACUUUGUGCCUGCAGAUGGCCCCAUUUUUGGAGAUUCUGUUACCUCUUCCCCGCAUCUUGGUGGAAUUAAUUUCACAGGAUCUGUGGCAACAUUUAAUCGGCUUUGGAAACAAGUUGGACAAAACAUAAACUCCUACCGUAGCUAUCCAAGACUUAUUGGAGAAUGUGGUGGUAAGAACUACCAUUUUGUCCAUCCAUCAGCAGAUGUCACCAGUGUUGUUAUGGGUACCAUUAGAUCAGCAUUUGAAUUCUGUGGUCAGAAAUGUUCAGCCUGCUCUCGAAUGUAUGUGCCACAGUCGUUAUGGCCGAAGAUCAAGGCAGGUCUUCUAUCGGAGCGGUCUAAGCUAAAAGUUGGUGAUCCAACAGAAUUUGACAGCUUCACCUCUGCUGUCAUUGAUGGCAAGGCAUUUCAACGAAUUACAUCGUAUAUUGAACAUGCAAAUAGCUCAAAAAAUUUAACAGUGAUUGGAGGUGGCAAGUAUGACAGCAGCAAGGGUUACUUCAUUGAACCCACAAUUGUGGAAACAGUUGAUCCUGAAGAUCGAAUCAUGGUGGAGGAGAUAUUUGGCCCUGUCUUGUCUGUAUAUGUUUACCGGGAAAAGGAUCUUGACUCAACCCUGAGAUUAGUGGGUGAGUCAACACCCUAUGCCUUGACAGGAGCUGUAUUUGGUACGGACCAACACUUCCUGCAGUAUGCACUGGAAGAACUGAAGCAAACAGCUGGUAACUUUUACAUCAAUGACAAAUCCACAGGUUCAGUGGUCGGGCAGCAGCCAUUUGGUGGAAGUCGUAUGUCAGGAACAAAUGACAAAGCUGGUGGCCCACACUAUGUGCUUCGUUGGGCUUCGCCACAGGCCAUCAAGGAAACAUUUGUGCCACUUAAAGAAUGGAAGUACCCAUACAUGUCUGAUUAAUACAGACAACGGUGGGCUCUUGUUCAGCCAGUAUGAAGGUGUCCUGACCAUAAACUGACCAAUAGCAUGAUGCUGGCAGUACUGUGAUAGCGCCAACAUACAUGAGGAAGUUGGUGUAUUACAGGUAUAUUAAGAAUGAUAAUAAUAAAAGUAAUGAUGAUAUUAAUCCACAUGGAUUCUGAAGAAUUUCUUGAUGAUACUUGUUUCUUUGGAUUUGUGACAUCUAUCAGUUACAAGACUGGAAGCGUAGUAUUUGUUGAGAAUGGGAAGAAAUUCCAGGAUACAAGUAAUUCACCCAAUUACUUAAUAGUUUCUGCAUUUGAAGUUCUGUGUGAUAAACCAAAGAUAAGCUGUGGAUGAUUUAUUUCUUUCUCCCCAGCCGGUGUUGGGAUAACUGAAAGCAAUAUUGUGGCCAAUUACAGUAUUGUUGUUUUAACAACUGCACAUUUACAGUAUUAAUGCCACAGUUAACCUUUAUUUCAAGCCAUAAUGAACUACUUAACUACAAAACUCUUAUAUUUCUAGCAAGUGUACAUGUUUUGAAACUUAGAUAUUGUUGGUGACAAAGUUACAUCUCCCACCCCAAGGUUUUAUUUUAUUAAUUAUUGUGAGUAUUAUUCUGUCAAAUAGUACCAUUUUUCUGAUCAUU